CCCCCCCCCGUCCCCCCCCCCAGGGGCCGCGAUGACUCUGAACCGCGGGGACAAGUUGCGCUGGCUGGACAAGCGGCGCGGGAGCACGCCGCUGGCCGCCCAGCACCAGCUGCACCGGCGCAGCAUGCCGGUGGACGAGCGGGACCUGCAAGCGGCGCUGCCCCCCGGCCCGGCCCCCGCCCCCGCCGCCGCCCCCGCCCCGGGCGAGCUGGCGGCCGGCCGGCCCCCCCGGGACGGCUGGGCCUCCGACUCGUCCGGCUCCCUCGCCUCCUCGGCCAGCGAGGCGGACGGCCGCCUCUACAAGGUCAUCCUGCUGGGCGAGCACGGCGUGGGCAAGACCAGCCUGGCGCGCAUCUUCGGCGGGGUCGACGACGGCCCCGACGCCGACGCCGCGGGGAACACUUACGACCGGUCGAUCAUGGUAGAUGGGGAAGAAGCCUCUCUUGUGGUGUUUGACAUUUGGGAGCAGGAUGAGGGUCAGUGGCUUCCCAGCCACUGCAUGAAGAUGGGAGAUGCCUACGUCAUUGUAUACUCGGUCACCGACAAGGUCAGCUUCGAGAAGGCCUCGGAACUGAGGAUCCAGCUACGGCGGGCGCGGCAGACGGAAGACAUUCCUAUCAUCCUGGUGGGCAACAAGAGCGACCUUGUCAGGUCCCGAGAGGUGUCCGUGGACGAGGGCCGGGCCUGCGCCGUGGUGUUUGACUGCAAGUUCAUCGAGACCUCGGCGGCCCUCCACCACAACGUGCAGGAUCUGUUUGAGGGCAUCGUGCGGCAGAUCCGGCUCCGCAGAGACAGCAAAGAGGACAACGCCCGGAGGAUGGCCAACACGAAGCGGAGGGAAAGCAUCGGCAAGAGGGCUAAGCGUUUCCUAGGGAGAAUUGUGGCCAAGAACAAUAAGAAAAUGGCCUUCAAGGCGAAGUCCAAGUCCUGUCACGACUUGUCUGUGCUCUAGGGCCCUGGGACGGACCGGAGGCCGCCCGGGGUGCUUGGGAAACAGCCCCGGACUGAUUGGGACGGGAAAUCUGGACAGGCCCCGACAGUGGCCACCGACGGGUCACGGUGACAGACAACCGGCCGCCGUCUGGCUUGGCCUGGUCCGGUCCGGACCGGUCUCCCCUCCGCGCCACAAGUCUCCCGCGCAGCUGCCGCAGGAAGAGUCUACUGCUGAGGACUGCAGCUCGGGGCGGGCAGUAAGUAGAACCCACUUCGGCGCCGGGCAGGCCCCUGGGUUGCCACUGUGUUCGACUGGUCGUUUUUCGUCCUGUCCCGGGGGAUGCAGGUGGUGCCGACGGAGCGGAGAGAACGGGGCUGGAUCCUCCAGCAGCCUACUUGGCAGGCCCACGCGUUUUCACCAGUAAAUAGACACGACGAAGACGUUUUCAAGACACCCUCGGGGUAGUUCAUCCACAUCCAGAUUGGGGAUAGAUAAUCAAAAUAUAUGCAUAUAUCUAUGUAUGUAUGUAUAUAUAUGUAUAUUGGAGUUUCGUAUGUUUUAUGAAGUAAAUUCAUUUGCACUUCCAUCAACUGCUAUCCAAUUUGUUACUUGUUUACA
Molecule: messenger RNA, 1552 nt
Organism: Tachyglossus aculeatus (Australian echidna)
Lineage: Eukaryota; Metazoa; Chordata; Mammalia; Monotremata; Tachyglossidae
Gene: RRAD
Product: RRAD, Ras related glycolysis inhibitor and calcium channel regulator
Exons: 4
Coding region: 32-952 (306 amino acids)
Biological process (GO): negative regulation of high voltage-gated calcium channel activity
Cellular component (GO): plasma membrane
Molecular function (GO): GTPase activity; calcium channel regulator activity; GTP binding
Source: RefSeq, a predicted model, not a curated record